Molecule: messenger RNA, 2610 nt
Organism: Sardina pilchardus (European sardine)
Lineage: Eukaryota; Metazoa; Chordata; Actinopteri; Clupeiformes; Clupeidae
Product: transmembrane protein 132C
Exons: 11
Coding region: 1-2610 (869 amino acids)
Source: RefSeq, a predicted model, not a curated record
AUGAGAGCUUCACUGAAGAAAGGUGUGUCUUUUCGGACUGCCACACCCAGCAACACGUUGCUAUGGGACACCACCAUGGAUACAAGUGCAGACGGAACCAUCGCUGUUAUUUGCCAGCAGCGGUCAACACCAACAGGGAAAAGGCCCAACAGCAAGCUGCUGGAGAUCCUGCAGAUGGACUUUGAGGUGGAGGAGCUGAGCACGCAGGCGGAGAGCCAGGUGAUCGUCUGGCAGCUGGUGCUGCCGUCCGACACGCGCGCCACGGGGCAGAUGGAGGGCACCAUGAGGAUCUACACCACCCAGAGGGACUUCAUCGGCCUGGCGCCGCUCGUCUUGGACACAGAGAUCAUAAACACGGCCAUCUUGACCGGAAAGAGGGUCGCUGUGCCGGUGCGGACUGUUGCCGUGGAAGCGGAUGGCUCGGUGACCGACGUCUCGGACUUCACCGACUGCAGCUCUACUGACGAAGAUGUCCUCAAGGUGUCGGACCGCUGCGACUACGUGUAUGUGAACGGUAAGGAGCAGCGGGGGCGAGUGCGGAUGGCGGUCAACUUCACCUACAGCUACCUGAGCGCCCAGCUGGACAUGAGUGUGUGGGUCCCACGCCUGCCCCUGCAGAUCGAGCUCUCCGACAAUGAGCUCAGCCAGAUCAAGGGCUGGAGGAUCCCCAUACAGGCCACUAAAAGGCCUUUUAGACAGAGAGAUAGCAGUGACGAGGAGGACCGUAAGGGCAAAGGCUGCAUGCUCCAGUUCCAGCACGCCCUGGUGCGCGUGGUCACCCACUUCGUGGCCGAGCAGGCGGAGUCGCGUGGUAGUGGGGGCGGCGGCCCUCGCGAGCCCCUGGACAUCUUCCUGGGCUCGGACUGGCAGGUGGACGUCACCAAGCUGGUGCGCUACUUCCUGAAGGUGGAGGACCCGCGCAUCGCCAGGUUGCAGGCUGGCAGGGUCCUGUCGGGGAAAGACGUGGGCACCACCAAAAUACAGGUCUUCUCCCCGCUGUCGGACUCCAUCCUGGCGGAGCGCACGGUGCGGGUGCUGGAGGAGCGGGUCAGCAUCACGGAGCUCGGGCUGCAGCUGCUCAGCGGCCUCUCGCUCAGCCUGCAGCUCAGCCCGGGCAGCAACAGGGCCGUCCUCGCCACGGCAACCACGCAGGAGGAGCUCAGCAGCCCCAAACAGGAGGCGGUGUUGAGCUCCUGGCUCCAGUUCAGCGACGGCUCGCUGACCCCGCUGGAGCUGUACGACCCGGCGCACUACCGUCUGUCGGCGACGUCGCUGGACGAGGGCGUGGUGUCGGUGCAGGGCGAGGCCCCGGCGGUGCGCGUGGUGGCGGAGGGCGAGGGCCAGGGGGCGCUGGUGAGGGCCGAGAUGGGCAUCCACGAGGCCUGCCACAAGUCCAAGAGGAAGACCGUGCUGGCCGUGGGGCUCGGCAGCCUGAAGGUCAAGUUCCAGGUCGGGGGCAGGCGGGGGGACGGUAGCGGCGGCGGCGGCGGCGGCGGGAACGGAACCGGCGGUGCGGGCGGAGAGGGCGGCGCGAGCGGCCCCGCGAGCGGGAAGGACGGCGGGAGCGACUACGGCAACGACGGCGAGGAGGUGGCGGAGGGCAAGCCGCCGGUGGCGGCCACGGAGCAGGACGGGGCGUCCAGCUCGGCGUCGGAGCGCGAGGAGAGCGCCAUGCGCAAGCUCAGCACCACCACCAAGCCCACCGUCAGGGACGGCCGGGGCAGCGGGGGCAGCCCUGGCGCUGACGCCGCCGCCGCCGCCAACUCCUCCGGAGACCUGGGCAAAGCCCCCGGCAACCUGGUCAACUACAACAACUUCCCCGCCCAGGUGGAGGUGCCCAAGAGCGUGGAGAAGGAGGCCGACGACAACCGAGACGGCGACGGAGACGGCGACGGAGACGAGGAGGAGGGCGCCAGCAGCCUGGACAACCCCCUGGGCCUGCGCCCGCUAAGCGACCUGGAGAUCGGCAUGUACGCGCUGCUGGGAGUCUUCUGCCUGGCCAUCCUGGUCUUCCUGGUCAACUGCAUGACGUACCUGGUCAAGUUCCGCCACAAGCAGCUGCCCGCGGGGCAGGGCGGCUCCGAGCCCGCCGGGCACCACCACCACCACCAGCACCAGCACCACCGGCACGACUGGGUGUGGCUGGGCACGGACGCCGAGCUGGUGAUGAGCGUGCCGGGCAGCCCCAUGCAGCACGAGCAGCACCUGCUGCACCCGCACCACCAGCACCACGCGCACGCCCAGCAGGCCACCACCGUCAUCGACAUCGACCGCACGGGAAGCCUCGCCCGCCGCGGCCACUGCCCGGCCCUGGGGUCGCCCGCCAUCGUCGCCACCGGACACGGAGUCGCCGCCGUCAGUGCUGUCACCGGAGGGGUGAUGUCGGUCCACUCGCCCACCAGCAAGCGCAAGCGGGUGCAGUUCACCACCUUCGGCUCGCUGGACCGCCACUCGCCCCACCUGCCGCCGCGCGCCAACGGCAACGGGGGCAUCCACUGGGUGGGCAAGGAGGCGUCGGACUGCUGUGACGGAGGAGGAGGAGGAGGGGGGGAUGACGACGAGGGGAGCGAAACCCAAGUGCCCGAUUCAGACUCUCUAGAGCAGCUUUAA